Messenger RNA from Haplochromis burtoni (Burton's mouthbrooder), 1300 nucleotides. Its product is annotated as zinc finger protein 239. The coding region runs from base 103 to 1206 and encodes 367 amino acids. NCBI's taxonomy places the organism in Eukaryota, Metazoa, Chordata, Actinopteri, Cichliformes, Cichlidae. The transcript is spliced from 2 exons. The record is from RefSeq and is a predicted model, not a curated record. Gene Ontology annotation, biological process: regulation of immune system process; negative regulation of transcription by RNA polymerase II; regulation of cytokine production.
AACUUCCGUCUCCUGCUGUUGACGCAGCCGCAGUGCGCUGCAGGGACUAAAAUCCGGCGGCUGCUGCCUGUUUUCGGCUGUUUUCGGGUUCUUCCGGUCAGCAUGGCGCACCUGCGGCUCCUCCGCGCGGCAGUAACGGAGCGGCUCGCGGCGGCGGCGGAGGAGAUCCUCGUGCUGGUGGAGAGAGUGAUGGUGGAGCGCGAGGACGAGCUCAUCCGCCUGUACGCACCUACGAAGCCCGCGACUGUCGGCGGGGACGCGCACACAGGUCCGGUCCAACACACUCAGCACCUCCAGGAGUCUGAGCCGCCGACCAUCAAGCAGGAGCAGCAGGAGGAGGUGUGGGUCGCUCCUCAGGCAGCAGAGGAGGAUGUUAAACCAUUCAAGCUUGAGCUGCCUGAGGAGGAGGAGGCUCAGAUGGUGGAGAUAAUGAAAGACGAAGCCCAGCCGAGCACUUCCUGUGAGGAGCCCGUUGCUCCUCCUCCGCAUGGUGCUCCUGCUGUUGGUGAAGGCGGUGGAGGAGGUGGGACUUCCUGCAGCUGUAAAGUUUGCGGGAUGAAGUUCAGCUACCGGGGCUCUCUGCUGAACCACGCCGAGACUCACGCCGCCGCCGAGUGCUGCCUCUGCAGCGUGUGCGGCGAGCCGCAGGCUGACCGGCAAUGCCUGCUGGAGCACCUACGGACACACCUGAAGAGCCACGUCUGCAAGUUUUGUGGGAAAAGCUUCCAGCGGCGGGUGGAGCUGAAGGUGCACACACGCAGCCACACGGGCGAGAAGCCUUUCAGCUGCCGGCUGUGCGGGAAGCGAUUCACCCGCAAGAACAACAUGGAGAUUCACAUGAGGACGCACACUGGCGAGAAGCCGUACCACUGCACCAUCUGUGGGAAGGGCUUCAACAUCACCUCCUCCAUGAUCCGCCACGCCCGCACGCACACCGGGGAGAAACCCUACAGCUGCCGCAUGUGUGGGAGGAGCUUCACGGCCAGCUCGGACAUGAAGAUCCACAUGAGGACGCACACGGGCGAGAAGCCCUACACCUGCCCCGUGUGCGGGAGGGGCUUCGCUCUCAGCACGCCACUUAAACACCAUAUGAAGCACCACACAGAGGAGCGGCCGUACUGCUGCAGCCACUGCAACCGCUGCUUCAGCGACAUGUACACGCUGCGGCGCCACAUGAAAAACCACGGUGAGAGUGCGGCGUCCUGACGGGUGGCGAGGACUGUGGGCGGAAAUCACACUUCCUGUUUUUACCACAGAUUGGGUGGUGGUGCCACUCCGUGAAUCAGGACUUUUUUUUUUU